Lasiodiplodia theobromae is the source of this 1515-nucleotide messenger RNA. RefSeq names its product DNA helicase PIF1 ATP-dependent. Gene Ontology annotation, biological process: telomere maintenance; DNA repair. The record is from RefSeq and is a predicted model, not a curated record. The transcript has 4 exons. NCBI's taxonomy places the organism in Eukaryota, Fungi, Ascomycota, Dothideomycetes, Botryosphaeriales, Botryosphaeriaceae. The coding region runs from base 1 to 1515 and encodes 504 amino acids. Gene Ontology annotation, molecular function: DNA helicase activity.
AUGGCGACAACCAAAACAUUCGAGAACGUCCAACGUGAACCAAGUCAGGAAGACAUCGAACUCGCAAAUCACCCGGAGCCCUCUCCGCGGCUAGACCCAGCGUGGCAGCUGGUGCUCGAUUUGGCGAUACAUCAGGAACAAAACGUGUUCAUCACGGGUCCAGCGAGGUCCGGCAAGUCAUGUCUCCUGCGGGAGUUCGUCCAGUUGCUGGAUGCCAAGUACAGCCAGGAGAAGGUUGUUGUGGCUGCAUCUACAGGCCUUGCACACAGCAUCGGCGGCACAAACAUCCAUGACUUCACCAGCAGCGGUAUCAAAGGGCUGAUUGCGCACAUCCACAAACACCCAACAAAACUUGAACGCUGGCGGACAGUCAAAGCCCUCGUCGUCGACGACAUCUCCAUGAUCCCUGCCAAGCUUCUCGACGCGCUCGACGAAAUUGCCAGGAAGGUGCGGAUGGACGACCGGCCGUUCGGAGGAAUCCAGCUCAUCCUCGGCGGAGACUUUUGCCAGAUCCCACCAGAAUUGCGGGACGAGUAUAGCGGCAAGCCGCAGUUCUGCUUCCAAGCCGAGUCGUGGAGGAAAGCCAUGAUACAUACGGUUGGCUUGACUGAGGUUUUCGGAGAGGACCCAUCAUUCGCCAACAUGCUGAGAGAUAUAUGGCAGGGCGUCGUCUCAAAAAAGAUGAGCUCCAGGCUUAAACAGCUGGACAGGCCUCUAAAGUCACCCGACGACGAUGACGGCCCAGAGCCUGUCUCGCUGUUAAUUCAACGCAAUAAAGCAGACCGUGAGAACACAAGGCGACUAGACCUGAUCGAAAGCACAGCCCACACGUACGUUGCCGAGGAAGGCGGGAAGGUCGCGGAUUCAGACACGCGCGCAAAGCUGCUGUCCUCCUGCCCACCCCCGGGGGUUCUUGACCUGAAGGAAGGCGCACAAGUCAUGCUCAUCAAGGAUCUUGACUACGGGCUCGUGAGCGGCUCCGUGGGCCGCGUCGUCGGUUUCGCGGACGAGCAAGCCUUCUCGCAGCAAUGGAGCGGCGACGAAGGCAAACAGCGUUUCAAGUCGCAGCUCUACCCAGUCGUCCGCUUCUUCCAGAAGCCCGCAAAAAGCGACGGCACGACGGCGACGCGGGUGGUGCUGUGCCGGCCUGCGCAGUGGACUAUCAACGAGAAAGCGAAGUUGUCGACGCGCAUACAGGUGCCGCUCGUGCUGGCGUAUGCGCUCGCCGUCGAGCAGACAGUGGGCCGCACGAUCGAGCCGGUGAAUUUGAACCUGCUUCAAGGCUGGAGCGAAAACCGGCGAGGCAUCGCGUACUGCGCGCUGUCGCGGGCGACCGGGUUUAAAGCGCUGCGGUUGCGGAACUUCGAGGCGACCAAGAUCAGAGCGCACCCGGAUGUGAGGGCGUUCUAUGACGGUCUGAACCUGCCGAAGGAGACUAUCAGCCACCGGCCCCCAAGACUAUUGAUAGCCUUCAUUAGCUUCCGAGUGGAGGCCCUCGGCAUUACAGGUGGUUGA